GGCCAAAGGACAAGCAUCUCGGAGCUGCCCCCUCCCGCCUGUCAUUUCAGAAUGUGCUUUUGAGACGAUCUUUCUUUUAUGAGUGUCUCAUUAUUCAAUGUAAUUAGCUCCCGAUAUUCAGUUAAACAGUUUCAAAGAACCCCUGGCCAGAGCGCUAUCUUGCUAGUCAAUCAUCACUACGGGCUUUUUUCUCACAUCUCAGCAAAGCUCCGAUUGCGCGGAACUGAUCCUUCUAAAAUUUUCUCUUCUCUCAUGACCUGAUGACAGAGGCUGCGCAUCUUUUCGCCCGGGUUUUCAUCUGUGUCAGUUCAAAUUCGCCUGCUUGUCAUGGAACAGCAUCAGUCCGAGAGCACGCCCGGGCUUAUGGGUACCACGCCUCCGUCUGGGUCUCUGAGCCAAGGGCCUUUUCGCACCGCGAUGUCACCCCCAUUAUACCGAAGAAGCACACCCGGAAGUCUUCAGCCCUCCCCGAGACUGCCUCGUUCAGAGCUUAUCCGGAGGAGUCACUCGGCAGCGUCCAUGUCACCCCCUGUCCCGGUCCCGGUGCGGCAAGGCGAGCUUGUACAGUCGAUUGAACCACGCACCCUGCCUUCGCGGAACAUCACUGAUGCGACAAUAGACGAUGCCUAUGUAGAUUUCAUCUUUUAUUGUAACCCCGGAGUGCCGUCAACGACGAAUACGUCAGAAUUGCGAAGGAUGUUCCGAUUACCACCUCGGAGCGACGGGAAAUGUUUCAGUAUUUAUACUCUCUGGGAAUUGAUACAGAAACUCGACCGGAAGGAGAUCAAAACCUGGAUUCAACUCGCCAUUGAACUGGGUGUCGAGCCUCCCUCCGUGGAAAAAAAGCAAAGUACCCAAAAGGUGCAGCAGUACGCUGUGCGCUUAAAGCGCUGGAUGCGUGCAAUGCACGUGGACGCAUUUUUCGACUAUUGUAUGGGUAAUCAACAUCCUUAUUAUACCAACGUCGGGGCUCUACACGAUCAAGAUGGAGGCUACAGGGACGGCGUUUCAAGAGAGGAAGAUCUCACCUUACGAGCAUUAUAUCCCGAAUGGAAGCCUAGAAAGGGUCGAAAACGCGCCCUGGCUGAGACCAAUAACCCGAAAAGGCCACGUUUAGAUACACAAAACCCCAACACUGAUAGUAGCGACCCUUAUUUGCCCUGGAGUGCUCUUCCGGAUGACUUUGAGCAACACGACCACUGGACAGCCAACUCCGCCUUUGGUACCGGAAAUCCAGCUGGAGAUCAGCGACAUAAUGUUACACCAGCAGAUGGUGCAAGAUGGGAUUUUCCUGGACCACAGCGAUCUUCUCCCCUCAGAUAUCCUCAGUCAGCUGUUACGCCCCGUGGUAGCACCCAGGAUGCUUUUUUCGAAAGAGAGCCAAAAUCCGCCAUCACACCAGACUUUGCAAAUAGGAUGCAUUAUAAACGACGCAGAGAUCAACCUGUAUUGUCUCCGUGGGCUCCAUCCCGUAGUAUUCAACCAAGUGGUGAGGGAAGUCAACAGCCACUUGAAAGUGCAAGGGACGCUGGAACAGCGGGCACACUUCACACUCAAAAUGCUGCAAGGUGCGGUCCUCCUCAAGAAGCAGACUGUGAUCCGUCGGUUUUGGCAAGGGUCGGCGUGGAAACCUCCGGUAAUACCGUGCAAGAUUUAACCAAUUCUUCUCUUCCCCCGAAUUCAACCGGUCCCCGACCCGUUAAACUCCAACUUCAAGUGCCGAAAGGGUCGCCCAGGCCGCCUGUUCGACUCGCAACUCCACAGCUACAAGUAAAUGGGGAGUUUCGUCGGCCAUCUGCGUCUUUCGAGACGCAGGAUUCCGGAGAAUCCAAUCAUCGAUAUACCAACAACACGCAGAAUACAUAUUUGGGACAUACAGAUCCCCUCGUAUCUUGCGACAACACAACCGCACUAUCCCUCGACAAAGUCUCUCGUAUGUUCGCUCUUGAAGUUCAACAUGCUAGAAUAUUAGGGAGUCCGUCUGCCCCUAGCGAAAAGGAGUCUGUCGCAAUUACCAACGCAAUUAUCAAGCAGAUCAAAUCACAGAGCGCUCCAAAUGCCUCCUCCCAUAUGAUUGCACUUUACUGCGCGGUCUAUUUGGGCCUAGGCCAACAACUUGGUUUAGGUGGCAAAAGGUUUGGCCAGUUGACCAUUAAAAUCACGCGAGGUGAGAAUAGAGAGAUAGACACUGCUAUACCAACGCCUUACACAGCUCUUGACGGCAUUUCCCACGGACAGCCGAGAAUGCAAUGUGUUCUCAACUAUGACUUAAUGUUAGCUCCUGGGAUCACGACUAAAACAACGAUUCAUGUCUCCGUUCCAUCGCUAGAUACCCACGAUGGGGGGAAUUCUGUCGGCAUGGACAUACACGAAACGGACAAAGUCCCAAGGGAUGCUUUGCGAGUAGCAAUUGACGACUCUGAGGAUGACUUGCUUCUGAUGGAGACAGGUGUGGAUUGGAAACAACGAUAUCUGAGCUUGAAAAAACAGAUUCGGAAACGAGAUACUGCUUUGCGACAGUAUAAGAAGAAAAUACUUGAGGUUGUGAUGGAUGAUAUUUAAUUAUCAGGCUGCUUUCAUAGCUGGGAAGGAAGAAUUCGAGGAAUAAGCGGUGACUCUGUCUUGCAUAUGGAUCCCAUGCACACCUUUUUCCCCCAUGUAUAUUUACAAGCAUUUAUGUGACAUCUCU
Molecule: messenger RNA, 2689 nt
Organism: Coccidioides posadasii C735 delta SOWgp
Lineage: Eukaryota; Fungi; Ascomycota; Eurotiomycetes; Onygenales; Onygenaceae
Molecular function (GO): DNA replication origin binding
Source: RefSeq, a predicted model, not a curated record